This is a messenger RNA of Danio aesculapii, 2987 nucleotides long. RefSeq names its product gap junction protein, alpha 2 (gene gja2). The record is from RefSeq and is a predicted model, not a curated record. Gene Ontology annotation, biological process: cell communication. Gene Ontology annotation, cellular component: connexin complex. NCBI's taxonomy places the organism in Eukaryota, Metazoa, Chordata, Actinopteri, Cypriniformes, Danionidae.
CACACACACACACACAGACUCACACACACACGCAGAUACAGUGUAUUUGUAUGGGUCGGUUCUCUUCUGUUUGAGUCGGUUCAGGAGUAAAGAAGAAAGUGUGUGUGAGACAGAAGAUGUUUGUUUAGAUUUGUAGACGUUUGUCUAUUUGUGUCUGAGGAAUCUUUCUAAUUCUGGACCCUAGCAAGGUGGAUGCACAGCAGUGAUGGGAGACUUUAGCUCUCUUGGGAAGCUUUUAGAAAGCGCCCAGGAACAUUCUACGGUGGUGGGCAAAGUCUGGCUCACCGUCCUCUUCAUCUUUCGUAUCUUGGUGCUCAGUGCUGCCGCAGAGAAGGUUUGGGGCGACGAGCAGUCCGGCUUCACCUGUGACACCAAGCAACCUGGUUGUCAGAAUGUGUGUUACGAUGUAACCUUCCCCAUCUCUCACAUUCGAUUCUGGGUGCUCCAGAUCAUCUUCGUCUCAACUCCGACACUGAUCUAUCUGGGUCAUAUCCUGCACCUGGUGCGUAUGGAGCAAAAACUAAAACGCAAUGACACGAGCGGAGCAGACAAACAGGCACUUCUGGGCCACAAAACAAAAGGUCCCAUACGCGAUGAACAGGGGAAGAUCUGUUUAAAGGGAGUUUUGCUGCGCACGUACGUCUUCAACAUCAUCUUCAAAACACUUUUCGAGGUGGGCUUCAUUGUGGCUCAGUAUUUCCUGUAUGGAUUCGAGCUCAAGCCUCUGUACACCUGCAGCAGGUGGCCUUGCCCAAACACCGUCAACUGCUACAUCUCGCGACCGACAGAAAAAACCAUCUUCAUUAUUUUCAUGCUGGCUGUAGCCUGUGUCUCUCUGCUGCUCAACCUGGUGGAGAUGUAUCACCUGGGCUUCACCAAGUGCAGACAGGGUCUCCGUUACCGGCGUACUCACUCAGUCUGCGACACUGAGUCUAAAGUGCCUAGUGAGGACGCCGUGGUUCCUUUUGUGCCAAAUUACCCUUAUUUUCCUGCUCACGCACCUCCUCCGGCUCCCUUUCCUACCGAGCCGCACUUCAACCUCUCAGAAGCUGACGGGACGUUCCCGGCUCAUGGCAGCCGCUCUGUUUACAAGCAAAACCGAGAGAACAUGGCUGUAGAGCGCAGCGGCAAACCUGACACUGCUGAUGUUAAGAUCAGCAAAACAGUGAAUUCUGUACCCGGAUCACCAUCAAGCCAGCAGCGCAGGCCCAGCCAUUCAAGUCGCUACAGCAGCAACAAGACCAGGAUGGAUGAUCUCAAUCUGAGCAGAAGGAAACAAGAGAGUCUCAACUCCAUCACUGAAUGUGGGAUCUCCCGCUCUGAACACCUGAAGAGAUUCCCUCUUCAGCUCACAGGCAACAAACGAACGAUGAGGUUCAUUGAUCAAGGUGUCAUUUAGAGUGACAUCGGAAUCAGGGAGUUUGAAUGUGAACUGAGGCUUUACUUGAAUUCAUUUUGUGGGAAUAUUGCAAUCACGUGAUCAUUAAUAGAACAGAUUGAUGACUGAGUCAUAGACUGAAUCAUGUGGGAGCCUAUUUGCUCCAAAUUACAAAAUGGAAAUAUAUUUAUGAUAUUGCAUUAUCAAAUACAAGGUCAUAAUUAAGACAUAAAAAGUUAAAAUUAUAAUAAUGGUCAUCCAAGACAAAGAAAGUCAAAAUCACUUAAAUAAACAAAAUUAGACUAUCAGAAGUAUAUACAGUGCUCAGCAUGAUUGUGUACACGCUAUUUUCAAAAUGAAUAUUUGUAUUCAUUUCUCAGUGAAUAUAGGCAGUGUAUUUUGGCGCAUUUAAACAUAACAGAUUUAUUAAACAGAUAUAUUUAUUAAAAUAAUAUUUUAUUCACCAAACAUAUUUAGAAAUUAAAAGAUAAUACAAUUAAAUUCAAGCUAAAUGUUACAAAAUUUAAACAAAAUGUUUCCAUUGUUUUUGCUUCUCUUGAUUUUUCCUCUUUUUAAAAUUUGUAUGUAAUAUUUUUCUAUAACAUAUAAAUUUGGCUGUACUAGUUUUUGGGCUGUUAUCGUAAGUUAUUUUGUUAGAUAAGCUCCAGAUUUGGCUUCAGUACUGACUAAUCUAAUGUAUAUGCACAAAUAUAACAUUGCAUAGCUUUCUAUUAAAAAUAUGAAUUUAAAAGAGAGAUUUGUGAGGGGUGUACUUAUAUAUGCUGAGCACUGUAAGAAUUUAUAUAAGAAUUUUUUUUUUUAAUGAGAUUUUUCACUCACAGUUUUGACUUUUUCAUCGUAAUUUGCACUUUUUAUGUCAUAACUUAAAUUUCAUGACAUAAUUAUGGAUUUAUUUAAUAUUUUAUGUUACAAGUAUGCCAUAGGAAGGCCAUAACCACUACCUGGGGUGAACAAUUCAUUUUUUAAGGUAUGAAAAAACAGAAAGGUGAAGGAAUUAAUAAUCAUGUAUGUCUUAUUCAUGCUUAAAAUGUCGAAAACGACAGUUCUUACCUUGUCACUUUUUUGUUAGGAAUUGCAUAAUUAAUGAAAUCAUAUUUUCAAUUCAAAAGUAGUUUGCAUUGGUGGAUAAGGAGAAAUUGAAGAAUUUCUAACAUUUAGACAGACAGUUCUGGCAUUUCUGAUUAUUCUGGAAGACUUGCUUUCUCAAAUACCAACAAUAAAACACUUAAGAGAUUUACGGGUAAAAUGUGAAUAUAUAAAUGUAGUAUUUUUUGUUUGUUUGCUGUUUUGAAAGAAGGGACUGACUGUGGAGGAAAACUGAUGUAUUUAUAUUCUAUCAGUGGCAAAGCUGAUCAUAUUUUACAAGUCAACAACAUACAACCAUUACAUCAUCUUGUCUACAGUCCUGAUGACCUCCGCCAGGUGUUUACAGUGUCUUCAGUGUGUCUAUAACCUGCUGAAAUCUUUUCAGCCUGAGCACCAGCACUGUAUGAAUGUAACGUCCACACAUUCUCAGCAUGUAAACAUGAUUGAUAUCAAGCAAAGUUGCUAUGUGUGUGUUCACUUCUUAAAUAAACACUGAAGACUA